Molecule: messenger RNA, 669 nt
Organism: Brassica oleracea var. oleracea
Lineage: Eukaryota; Viridiplantae; Streptophyta; Magnoliopsida; Brassicales; Brassicaceae
Exons: 1
Coding region: 159-461 (100 amino acids)
Source: RefSeq, a predicted model, not a curated record
CUCAAAUAAAGAAAUAUACAAAAGAAGAAAGUGGAAGGUAACUAAGCACCAAACCCAUAAUAAUCAAUAGUCAAUACCCUUUCAAUAAACAACAAGACCUCUUCUUCAUAUCUUAAAGAACCACAAGAAAGAAAAUAAAAGAUUAAAAGUUGGUUUCAAUGGAUGGCUUGAUACCAAUGGCGUUCAGGGCCGUGAAGAAGAACCUAACUCGCCGUCGUUACGAGUGUCUCUCUUCCUCCUCCACAACUCGUGACUCUUACAACUUCGUUUCCGAUACUGAAAGGAACGUAGAAGGGCACCAUCGCCGUCGCUGGUCCAUGGGAGACUUCUCAUCGUUAUCAAGCCGGGAAACAAAAAGAAGCAGCGGUGGAGCUAGGGAGAAGGGUUGUUCACCGCCACGUGAAGGUCAACUCGUGAGAUACAAGAGCCAUCGUUUGUUUUCUUGCAUCUCAGGUCAAUAGUAUAAUUUAUCAUUUCAAGAAAAUAGCAAACUCGAACUUUUUUUUCAGCGUGUUGGUUGGUUUAUGUUACAAAGAUGUGUGAUAUUGAAUCAUGUACAUAUUCGCUAUCUUGUUAUGAUCUUCUGAUGUCGUAAACUUUACGGUACAACAUGGGUGUUGUUGUGGAAAUGUAUAAAUGCUGGGUCUUAAACAAGAAACCCAAAAUUUG